UAACUCUCUCUCCUCUGCUCUCAUCCUUCUAGACCUAUCGGCUGCCUUCGAUACUGUGAACCAUCAGAUCCUCCUCUCCACCCUCUCCGAGUUGGGCAUCUCCGGCGCGGCCCACGCUUGGAUUGCGUCCUACCUGACAGGUCGCUCCUACCAGGUCGCGUGGCGAGAAUCUGUCUCCUCACCACGCGCUCUCACCACUGGUGUCCCCCAGGGCUCUGUUCUAGGCCCUCUCUUAUUCUCGCUAUACACCAAGUCACUUGGCUCUGUCAUAACCUCACAUGGUCUCUCCUAUCAUUGCUAAGCAGACGACACACAAUUAAUCUUCUCCUUUCCCCCUUCUGAUGACCAGGUGGCGAAUCGCAUCUCUGCAUGUCUGGCAGACAUAUCAGUGUGGAUGACGGAUCACCACCUCAAGCUGAACCUCAGCAAGACGGAGCUCCUCUUCCUCCCGGGGAAGGACUGCCCGUUCCAUGAUCUCGCCAUCACGGUUGACAACUCCAUUGUGUCCUCCUCCCAGAGCGCUAAGAACCUUGGCGUGAUCCUGGACAACACCCUGACGUUCUCAACUAACAUCAAGGCGGUGUCCCGUUCCUGUAGGUUCAUGCUCUACAACAUCCGCAGAGUACGACCCUGCCUCACACAGGAAGCGGCGCAGGUCCUAAUCCAGGCACUUGUCAUCUCCCGUCUUGAUUACUGCAACUCGCUGUUGGCUGGGCUCCCUGCCUGUGCCAUUAAACCCCUACAACUCAUCCAGAACGCCGCAGCCCGUCUGGUGUUCAACCUUCCCAAGUUCUCUCACGUCACCCCGCUCCUCCGCUCUCUCCACUGGCUUCCAGUUGAAGCUCGCAUCCGCUACAAGACCAUGGUGCUCGCCUACGGAGCUGUGAGGGGAACGGCACCUCAGUACCUCCAGGCUCUGAUCAGGCCCUACACCCAAACAAGGGCACUGCGUUCAUCCACCUCUGGCCUGCUCGCCUCCCUACCACUGAGGAAGUACAGUUCCCGCUCAGCCCAGUCAAAACUGUUCGCUGCUCUGUACCCCCCCUCCGAUGAACGCCACCGGGUGGACUACCCGGAGCGCCAGGGUGGAGGCGGUAAAAGUCACGAAGCAGGUCAUCGUCAAGGAUCUGACGCCGAGGAAUCCAACUCCUCUCCUCAGGACCAUAUCCUUCCCAAUCCACUAAAUACUGGAACCCUCGACCCCGCCAUCUGGAGUCCAUGA
This is a messenger RNA of Oncorhynchus keta (chum salmon), 1222 nucleotides long. RefSeq lists its product as uncharacterized. The record is from RefSeq and is a predicted model, not a curated record. The transcript is spliced from 3 exons. Bases 395 to 1222 code for a protein of 275 amino acids. NCBI's taxonomy places the organism in Eukaryota, Metazoa, Chordata, Actinopteri, Salmoniformes, Salmonidae.